Messenger RNA from Bacidia gigantensis, 840 nucleotides. RefSeq lists its product as uncharacterized. NCBI's taxonomy places the organism in Eukaryota, Fungi, Ascomycota, Lecanoromycetes, Lecanorales, Ramalinaceae. The record is from RefSeq and is a predicted model, not a curated record. Bases 1 to 840 code for a protein of 279 amino acids. The transcript is spliced from 2 exons. Gene Ontology annotation, molecular function: oxidoreductase activity, acting on NAD(P)H as acceptor; aldose reductase (NADPH) activity. Gene Ontology annotation, cellular component: cytosol.
AUGGCAAAGAUUGAUACCCCAAUUCCACUUCUGAAGCUGAAUGAUGGCAUUCAAGUGCCGAUGCUUGCUUACGGAACUGGUACAGCCUGGUAUAAAAAGCCCGAUCACUCGUCAAUUGAUCGCACACUAGUCGAUGCUAUAAAGACUGCCAUCAAGCUAGGUUACAAUCAUCUUGAUGCUGCCGAAACCUACAACACCGAAACAGAGGUUGGCGUUGCUAUCAAAGAAAGCAAAGUUCCCCGCGAGAAGCUCUUCGUCACGACGAAGGUUAUGCAAAGUGUGAAUGACAUCCCUAAGGGAAUUGACGCAAGCCUGAAGAAAUUGCAACUGGACUAUGUCGACCUGUAUCUCAUCCACGAGCCUUUCUUUGCCCAAUCGGAUGCCGACCUGCAAAAGGCAUGGACAGCGAUGGAGACCGUUAAGGCCUCGGGGAAAGCCAAAUCAAUAGGGGUAUCCAAUUACUUGAUCCCGCAGCUUGAAGCCACACUCAAGGUAGCCACCACGCCGCCGUCAAUCAAUCAAAUAGAGUAUCAUCCUUACCUUCAACAUGGUCCACUCAUUCCAUAUCACAAGGAGCAUGGUAUAGCCACAGCGGCGUAUGCACCGCUCGCUGCAGUAACGAAAGCGAAGCCUGGUCCACUAGAUGCGCUUUCGGCUGUGCUAGCGAAGAAGUAUUUCGUGUCUGAAGGUGAGAUUGCUUUGAGAUGGUGCAUCGACCAGGGGGUGGUAACGGUCACGACUUCCGGAAAGGAACAACGCCUGAGCGAUUACCUGCGAAGCAUGACGUUCAGUCUAACACCUCGUGAGGUCACGGAGGGCUUUUUGGUCAAAGAAGUUUGA